Molecule: messenger RNA, 2550 nt
Organism: Pectinophora gossypiella (pink bollworm)
Lineage: Eukaryota; Metazoa; Arthropoda; Insecta; Lepidoptera; Gelechiidae
Product: zinc finger protein basonuclin-2-like
Exons: 1
Coding region: 58-2157 (699 amino acids)
Biological process (GO): regulation of DNA-templated transcription
Cellular component (GO): nucleus
Source: RefSeq, a predicted model, not a curated record
CAGCGGCCGCGUCGCGCGCCACCCGCCUGUACUCGCGCUCCGCGGCAUGACCUCGUGAUGGAAGGCAAAGACUACGGUGCGCCCGGCCUGCCGGCUCUCGAUUACUUCAUGAUGCCGCGCGCCAACCCCGCGCCCCAGUUCGACUUCAGAAAACUCGGCGCCAGCUUCAGUGGCCGCGACGACGACAGAACCGACGACCGCCGAUCCCCCGACUACGAGCGCCGCGACCACCCGCCCGCGCCCUGGCCGCUCGGACUCGGAGUCCAGUUCGUCAACCCUGCCACCGGCAAGAAGAGAGUGCAAUGCAACGUGUGUUUGAAGACUUUUUGUGACAAAGGCGCGCUCAAAAUUCACUUUUCGGCGGUUCAUCUGCGGGAGAUGCACAAGUGUACGGUGGAGGGAUGCACGAUGAUGUUCAGUUCGAGACGAUCGAGGAAUCGGCACAGUGCGAACCCGAACCCGAAACUGCACUCGCCCCACGUACGGCGCAAGAUCUCUGCGCACGACGGGCGGUCGGCGCAGCCGUUCCCGCUGCUGCCGGCGCUGGCGCGGCUGCCGCUGCCGCCGCCCGCGCUGCUGCCGCCCGAGCUGGCCGUGCGCCUGCCGCCGCCCCUCGCUGCACCACCUGCCCCCCUACCGCCACGAGUGCCCCUUGAUGAUCUCCGCAAUUUCAGUGAAAUAGAAAAAAUGUACAGAAAAAUCACCCCGCCCGAUGAGCCGAACCGCGGCGCUCUCGAUCUCGUUAAUAAGCCUUCGGUUGUGCACGACGACUCGUCCAAUAACUACAGUGAGCUUAAUGAUAAUAAUGAGGACCUUUCCGAUGACGAUGAUAAAGUAAAGUGUGAAGAUCGAGACAGUCCGACCGUCGAGAGACUGAAAUAUGACGACGAGCCGGAGGACUUGAGUGUGAAUAAAAAGAAACAUGUCGAUACCGAACCGAGUGAGACGCCGUUCGCACGCAGCGGCCGCGUCGAUCCCACCGCCCCCGAGGAUAAGAUGUCUUCGAUGGUUCCAAAUAAACGUAAGCGAAAAAGCGGCAAUCCCACCCGGUGUUCUCAGACCAAUGAAUAUAACGUGUCCGAUGAGGAAUAUAAUUCAGAUUUAUUUAGAAACCUAUCGACACCUGGUUCGAGUCGCGCGGACGACGAACCUUUAUCAUUAAAAAAACAAAAGCCGGAAAAAUGGGAGCCCUUUCAGAACGGUGAGGAAGCGACUGUGGACUCGGAAACGGUGACGCGAGUGAAGGCUGAGAGUGAAUCGGACGAUGAAUCUAGUGCACCGAGCGUAGUUCGCGAGGGCCUCCGACUGCGGUCCGACCUGUACACGCCAAGUGACAGCGGGAGUGAUCUGCACACAAUGGAGGAUCGUCUCGCUAGACCGCGAUCACCGUCUGCGAGCAGCGACAGGACCGACGACCGAACGGACCUCAACGAUCUCGAGAUACCCAUCGACGACGAGAACCCCGACCGAUGUACCGCCUGCGGGAAAGUAUUUCAGAACCACUUCACGCUCCGCAUGCAUUACAGAAACGAUCACUUAAAGCUGUUACAUCCGUGCGACGUGAACGGCUGCGAUGCCGCAUUCCCUUCUCGGCGGAGUAGAGACAGACAUAGCUCAAAUGUAGAUUUACACAGACGACUGCUAUCUACGAGCUCACCAGAUGGCCGGGAACAGAGACCACCGGUCGAAGUGAACACAGAGCUGCUAAAUAAAUUAUACGCAGACAUCAAAGGGCUCGCAUCGACACUUGAGAGCUUGCGAUACGGCGGCGAAGAGGCUUCCCAGCUCCCCGGUUACGUUACGGAGACGAUGAAGUUUUAUAGUAGAAACCUGAGUGCGUUGCAAGCGGGAUUGUUCCCUCAGUUCGGGGAGCGGGGGUUUUUUCCGGCUCCUUUUCUGAUGGGUAACGGAGUGCCGGUAGCAGGUGGUGGGCUGUACGGGGCGCCGGCGGGCGCGCAAUCGGCGCGGGAGUCGCUAUCGCCGCUGUCGGCGUCGUCGCCGCCCGUCAUCUCGCCGGGGCGGCUGGACGCGGCGCACGCGCGCCCCCGUGACGACGGCAAGCUGCUUUUUCGUGAGAGCUCGGAGUCCCUGAAGAAGAUGACGUCACUGUGCGAGCGCCAGGAGCAGAUCUAUCAGCACCAUGUGCCGGUGUCAUGACGCCCCCCGCGCCUCGCCCCGCGCUCCGCGUGGUGAUUCCUCCCUCGCUAAAACUCCAGCGGCACUCUUGUAUAUAUUUUAAUUGUUAAUAAUUUUAAUUGUGUUAAUUCUAUUUCGUAUUUCGUUUUGUAUUUCUUGUGAUAUUUAGACAAAUAUAUCGUAAUUAUCGAUCCCACGAACUGUAAGUUAAUAGGGAUAGUACCGCUUGGGUAUUGAGUUGGCGUUGUGAAGCGAAGUGCAAUACGGACUCGAAUAUUAUAAAUAUUAAUGGACUCGGUGGAGUACGAUAUGAUAUCGUGUAGAGUAAUCGUAAUCGAUGUUGAAAGUAAACGUUAUAAUGAUCAGCUUCAUUUAUUGUUCUGGCGCAAUAAACUCAUUGAGGAAAAGUCACAA